GCACGCGCUCACUGACUCAAAGCUUCCAGCGGUUACACCUCAAACAGCCGACGAACUUCAGGCUACUACUUCGCGCUUCGAACAGCACUUUCCCACAGGCUGUCAAAAGAGGAAAUAAGGAGGAGUGUGGCAGUCCCUUCGGUCUGUUACAUCUCUAUAACCUACGACCCUUGCAUGAGCAGCACAAGCAAGCACAUGCAUUAACAAGCAAGAAGAUCAGAGAAGUUCUCUGUGCUGAAUAGAAAACCUGAAGGCCAUGUCUGACAUGGAGAAUGGUAGCACAAAAGCAGAUGGAGGUGACAGUGUGGAUGCCAAAGGAUUUGAACCUAAAGGGUCUCGCAGCGGACCUGUUCAUGCAAAAGACAAAGAGCUUCCUGACGUGUACAGGUACCGAACGGACUACCCUAAACUUGGGAAAUGUAUCAUCAUCAACAACAAGAAUUUUAACCCUGGAACAGGGAUGGGAGACCGGGCUGGAACAGAUGUGGAUGCAGCAAAAGUGGUGAAAGUCUUCAGAGAGCUGGGUUUCAGUACUUCAGUCCAAACCAAUCGAACUGUUUCACAAAUGAAGGAGAUUUUAACAUCAGCAUCCAAGGAGGACCACAGCCAGUCAGCCAUGUUUGUCUGUGUGCUGCUGAGUCAUGGGGAUGAAGGAGUGAUCUAUGGCACUGAUGGAUGCAUGGAGCUGAAGGAGCUAACGAGACUCUUCAGAGGAAACCAGUGUAAAUCUCUAGCUGGCAAACCUAAACUCUUCUUCAUACAGGCGUGUCGUGGAACAGAGUUGGACCCUGGCAUCGAGACUGACAGUAGUCCUGAUUCAGAGAGCACACACAAGAUUCCUGUUGAAGCAGAUUUCUUGUAUGCGUACUCCACUGCCCCAGGUUAUUAUGCUUGGAGAAACACAGCCAACGGGUCAUGGUUCAUAUCCUCCCUGUGUGAGACACUGGAACAAUAUGGCAGAGAACUGGAGAUCAUGCAGAUCAUGACACGUGUGAACCGCAAGGUGGCGCUGGAAUUCCAGUCUUCUUCCAACCUGCCAGGAUUUGACGCUAUGAAACAAAUACCAUGCAUUAUGUCCAUGCUGACCAAAGAGCUGUACUUUACAAAGUGAUUAAGUUUCAAAACAAAUUAAAUUAGAUCUAGGAGGGAGUAUUAUUAUUAAAAAAAAAAAAAGACAGAAGUUUAGUUGGCACACACUACACAGUGGCCUUUAACAGGGGCCAGCAAUGGCAAUCCAAACAAUGAGCACAACAGUAACACAGGCACUUUUUUACAACUGUUUACUAUAUCCACAGUCAACAGAAGGAGAAUCCGUGUGGUGAAUUCAAACUUUAACUAGAUUGUGUCUCUGAUUCUGCUCUAAAAUGUGUCACAUAUCUAAUGUUGCUGUGAAACGUAAGAUCUCCAGUCUUAUAUUUUCUUAUAUGAACUCAGGGUCCUUGAAUAAACCUCUUUAGAAACAUA
Messenger RNA from Colossoma macropomum (tambaqui), 1464 nucleotides. RefSeq names its product caspase-3-like. The record is from RefSeq and is a predicted model, not a curated record. Gene Ontology annotation, biological process: keratinocyte differentiation; proteolysis; apoptotic process. NCBI's taxonomy places the organism in Eukaryota, Metazoa, Chordata, Actinopteri, Characiformes, Serrasalmidae. The transcript has 8 exons. Gene Ontology annotation, cellular component: cytoplasm. Bases 257 to 1111 code for a protein of 284 amino acids.